Gambusia affinis (western mosquitofish) is the source of this 1687-nucleotide messenger RNA. It is a transcript of the gene irx1b, whose product is annotated as iroquois homeobox 1b. Gene Ontology annotation, biological process: cell development; neuron differentiation; regulation of transcription by RNA polymerase II. The record is from RefSeq and is a predicted model, not a curated record. Lineage: Eukaryota; Metazoa; Chordata; Actinopteri; Cyprinodontiformes; Poeciliidae. The transcript is spliced from 5 exons. The coding region runs from base 319 to 1647 and encodes 442 amino acids. Gene Ontology annotation, cellular component: nucleus. Gene Ontology annotation, molecular function: RNA polymerase II cis-regulatory region sequence-specific DNA binding; DNA-binding transcription factor activity, RNA polymerase II-specific.
UCCACAUCCACAAAGCUCCCGCGGCCAGACGCUCGCAUCACUCCGCUCUCGAGGUGCCAAACUGCGGCUCUGACAUUAGCUACUCCGUGGCGGCGGAGAGGAGGAGAGAGAGGAGACGCUUGGCAGUUUCUGAAAUAAAGGGGGCAUCUUUAGGUUUAGACAGCAACCCCCCACCCUCCCUCCUCCUCCUCCCCUCUUUUUUUUCCAUCUGAGGAUUCCUACUUUCUUUUUUUCUUUUCUUUUUUCUUGCUGUAUUCCUCUUUUGACUUUUGUGGAGCUCUGUACCGCACGGACUUUUUUCCCCCCUCUUCCCCGGACAUGUCUUUCCCACAGCUGGGGUUCCCCCAGUUCCUCAGUGCCUCACAUGAGGUGUACGGGAGCGAGCGGCCGGCCUCGGCCACCCGGGACGGAAGCACGGAGGGCGCGGUGAGCUCCUCCGCUACGGCCGCGGCUGUCGGCUCUAUGCUGGGGAUGUACGGAAGCCCGUGGGCGGCUCCGAACUACAGUGCCUUUCUGCCGUACAGCGGAGCGGCGGACCUCGCCCUCAUAUCCCAGAUGAGCUCCCAGUACGAACUGAAGGACGGCCCGGGCUCCCACCCAGCGGCCUCGCUGCCCGUCCACCCCGCUCAGGGCUUCUACCCGUACGGCCAGUACCCUUACGGGGACCCGUCCCGGGCCAAGACGGCCACCAGGGAGACCACCAGCACCCUGAAGGCCUGGCUGCAGGAGCACCAGAAGAACCCGUACCCCACCAAGGGGGAGAAGAUCAUGCUGGCCAUCAUCACCAGGAUGACGCUCACACAGGUCUCCACGUGGUUCGCGAACGCUCGCAGGCGCCUGAAGAAGGAGAACAAGGUGACCUGGGGCCGCAGCGCCGAGGACCGGGACGGCCGCAUCUUCAGCAGCGACAACGAGGACGAGCACGGCAAGACCGGCAGCGACGAGGAGGAGGAAGAAGAGGAGAUCGAUUUGGAAACUGUCGACAUCGAGAGGCCGGAGGAGCAGCGAGCUGGGGAGCCCGGCUCCGGGAAGGGACAGGGGGAAGCGGGCCUCUCCGUCAGGGAGCAGGCCUCCACGGAGAGCGGGAGGACGCAGUCGGCGGAGGCCGGAGACAAGCUCGCGGCGGAGCGUUCGCCGAGCAUACCGGAGUGCCAGAGAGCGCCGCAGAGCAAACCGAAAAUCUGGUCUUUGGCGGAGACCGCCACGGCCCCCGACAGCGGCUCGCACAAAUCUACUCCCCCCGCGGCCUUUGCGCAACAGGCGGCUUUGGCUUCCGCCGGCCACCCGGCCUUGCUGCCGGGUCACGGAAUAUACACUUGUCAGAUCGGCAAGCUGCACAACUGGGCCAACGCGGCUCUGAUUAACGCCAACUCUAUUCUGAACAUGCGGUCGCUGCUGGGCGGCGCGCCGCCCGGACACCUGCCGCUGCACGGAGCGGCGCCAGCGCCCGCCGCCGCGGCGGCCGGGGCCGGGACGUCGGACUCGGAGGAUGACAGCGACGUGGAGUCAUCGGGAAGCUUCAGCCCAAAAAGAGAUGACGAGGACAGCGAGCGCAGACCCGAUUCCCUGAAGUCUCCCUUUCAGCUCAUCACUGACAGACCUCACCAUGGAACGACGCCACAGCGAGUUCUGACGACGACGUUAUGAGAAGACGAAGCAAAAAAAAAAAAAAAAAAACUUUCUAUAA